AUGAUUUCACCUUCCAAAUCGCCUAAACGUAAAACAUCAGACGGAUCCCAAACUCCAAAGCCGUCAGCUAUGUUUUCGUCUGGGCCUGUCCUUCAACAACCCAAUGACAACCUGCGCCAAUCGCCCCAUGACCGGGUCUCACCUACUCGAAGCUCGUCUCCCAUAUCACCUCCAUCACGUUCUUCCUCGCCUACAAAACGCGUACGCUUGACGCGGCCAGCAGUCGUCAGCAACAAUAAUAACAAUAAUAACAAUAAUAACAAUAAUAACAAUAAUAACAAUAAUAACAAUAAUAACAAUAAUAACAAUAAUAACAAUAAUAACAAUAAUAACAAUAAUAACAAUAAUAACAAUAAUAACAAUAAUAACAAUAAUAACAAUAAUAACAAUAAUAACAGUAAUAACAGUAAUAACACUUCACUUCAAGCACCAAUUCUUGCAUUCCAAGUCCCGGAACCCGCUGGGACGGAAUUGCCUGCACCUGAAUUGCCUGUGCGAUGCUCAUCUGUGCCACCAAGCUUGCUUACUCCGCCUCCUCGACCGAUUUUACGCGAGGAAAUUACAGCAGACAUUGCUCAUUCGAGCCCGGGAAGUCCCACCAGUCCAAGAUCACCUUUGAGUCCUAUAAGUCCUGCGCAGAGGAAUUUGAGUGGUAACACAUAUCCGCAUAUUUGUGUCCAUGACCCGCUCGCAGAGAAUGCAAUGUCGCGCGGAUCAUGCCCACAUUUGUACCGGUCACUAUUUUCAGACCCUCCUGAGAAUGAUGAGAAAACGCCCAAACAACAGCAACGAAAAAUUUUGAAGCAGCAAAAACAGCACAGCGUAUUGUAUUCUAACCGUAACUUGAGUACUUCGACGCUGAUGACUCGCAGUAUUCACGAAACAUCACGGCUAGCGCCGUUUGAGGAAAAGUGUUUUGGAAAGCCCCAGGUGUUGUCGCCGGCGACUUCACCUGAGGUCUCUUCUAGCACGCCCGAAAUCUCGAGCGGUGAGGAGCAACCUUCUGAGUCUGCCACUACUCAAUCUACAAGUUUGUCUUCAGACGCGACGCCGCUGGCCUCGGCAACAACAGCAACAACAGAGGAUGACGACCACAACAACAAUAACAAUAACAAUAGCAAUAGCAGCAAUGUUUUUUUUGAAGACAAUUCCCGCAGUAAGGAAAAGCAAAACGAAGAUUUGAUUGAUAAUUUUGGUGAGCGAUCAAGAGUGGAGAUGGCUUUAUCGUCGUUUGACAUUUUUGUUGACGAACCAGAACGAGAUGAGGUCAAAAAGUCUGGAAGGGUCACUGGAAUGGUACCGCGUCGGCCUUUUGAUGAGCUACCUAUUGAUAAGUUCCCCGGAUACAUUACUACACGCGGAUUUGCUUCAGGAAAUGAAGAAGCGAGAAAUAUUUUACGGGACGAAAAUGUAACGCUGCGGCUUGCUGGAGAUUGGCCAUCUUCACGGACAACUACAACUACAACGACACCCGCAUCGCCUUUACCACGAGCAGAAACAACAGGACUUGGAUCCUUCCGAUCUGUUUCAGUCCCCGUAUAUGUGACUCCACCUCGGAGCCGGUAUGGUCGCAAGGGGGAUUUGGACUUUGUGAUUUUUGAAGAUGAAGACAAUAAACCAACUCAACAGGGUUUAAGACUAGACAGAACUUUGCAAGGUAAUAGGGCAGCGGGUCUUUCCAGCAAUAACCAUGACAGUGAUGACGACGAUUACAAAGAAAAUAGCGUAUUUUAG
Magnusiomyces paraingens is the source of this 1734-nucleotide messenger RNA. RefSeq lists its product as uncharacterized. Bases 1 to 1734 code for a protein of 577 amino acids. The transcript has a single exon. The record is from RefSeq and is a predicted model, not a curated record. NCBI's taxonomy places the organism in Eukaryota, Fungi, Ascomycota, Dipodascomycetes, Dipodascales, Dipodascaceae.